Molecule: messenger RNA, 898 nt
Organism: Rubroshorea leprosula
Lineage: Eukaryota; Viridiplantae; Streptophyta; Magnoliopsida; Malvales; Dipterocarpaceae
Source: the annotation of a GenBank genome assembly
AAUCGCACCAAAAUUCAAAAGGAAAUAUAUUCACUAUUUCAAUUAGUAAUGAAAUUAACAAAGAAAAAUAAAAACCGAGAGAAGCGAGAGGAAAUCAUAGCUGGGCUGCUGGACACGGAGCUAGGCUACUGGAGACGGAGUUGGGUUGCUGGAGACAGAGCUAGGUUGCUGGACACGAAGCUUGGCUGCUGGGGACGGAGCUCGGCUACUGGAGAUGAAGCUCGGUUGCUGGAGACGGGUGAAUGGAGCUUGGCUACUGGAGAUGAAGCUCGGUUGCUGGAGACGGGUGAAGAGAAACAAGAUGCAAGAUCUAGCCCUGCACCACCGGUUCACCAAGUCCAAGAUCUAGGGCGCCGAUUCACAAAACAGGAAGGAGGAGCAGCAGCAGCUGCACGCCCUGCACCACCGGUGAAGAGGGUCGGAUCGGAGGGCAAGGGGUCAAAUCCGGUACGUAUCGUCCGGUACGAGAUUGACUUCUUUGGUUUUGACCCAUUUUUGGAAGUUAGAGUUACUGUUCACGUCGUGGUACUGUUCAUCGAACACUGUUCACAGAACACUGUUCACACAUCGAGGGCCAACAAUUAACGAGGAUUUAAGUGAUUAGUUUGUGAUAUAAGAACGAAUUUGGAGAUAUCUGAUAAUGUGGAGAUUUAUAGAAAUAACAUCGUGAUUAAGGGUAGUCUUAAUUAUGAUUUCAGUGUGAAUUUGUGAUAGUACGAUAAUUAAUUCGUGGAUAUUUUGAUUAUGUUCUUGAUCGUUCUGUCAGUUUAGUACGUGAAUUGAGUGCUCGGUUUUGCGGAGUGAGGUAAGUAAAUUUAUGGUAAUGCCCGUACUGUUUUUAAAAGCAUGUUUUGAUUUGUUUUUGAAGUGGUGGCUGGACUAAACCCGUUUUACACGA